CGAUGCGCGCACGCCGCACGCGACACUGGCCGCCACUGACGGUGAGGAGGCGCACACCAGGAGGCGGGGGCGCGAUAACAGGUGGCUCCGCGUCGCGGCAGGUGAAUCGUCUGGCCUUUUUUUUUUGUCCGUCGCGCGAUCACAAUUGGUCCGCGUUCGCUGUCUUCAGUCCCCAUUGUUUUCCAUCGUCGUCGCCCUCUGUCUCAAUCCGCGCCGAUUGUGGCAUCUCGACGAUCGCGUCGAACCCCGAGGAACCAGCAGGAUCAACUAGUGGCCGAUCUUGUCCCCGAGCGCAGUCAUGACGCGCACGACGAUAAGACGUUGCUCCAGGACUACCUUGAAGUAAAGACGACGUCCACCUCGGCCCCGAGGAGGAGGUCCGGGAAAAUUACACGUCGCAUUCCCGGAGUAGUCUCGUCUGACGCAUGAAAGGUCGGGGCUGCGGUAAGAUCAAGAGCGAGACAAUGCCGCCGUCCUCGCACACCAACUGGACGAGGCCGUUACUCAAGGGACAGACCAUGCAGAUGCAGGUAGCUAAGCAGCAACAGCAGCAACCGAUGAUGACGGCAACGACGACAUCGUCGACGGCUGUCGGUACUGGAACGCAAAAUCAAAGCGUGGCGGAGCAUCCUGCGACCCCGCUCGACAAAAGAAUCAAAGUGGUCCUGGUGGGUGACGGCGCGGUCGGCAAGACCAGUCUGGUGGUUUCAUACUCUACCAACGGCUUCCCUGGAGAAUAUGUGCCAACUGCGUUUGACAAUUAUAAUGUGGUUGUAAAUGUCGAUGGACAACCGCUAAAUGUCCAGCUAUGUGAUACAGCGGGUCAGGAUGACUUUGAUCCCUUGAGGUCAUUGUGCUAUCCUGAAACAGACGUAUUCCUAGUUUGCUUCAGCGUUGUAUGCCCUUCGUCUUAUCACAGCGUGGCUUCCAGAUGGAUCAAUGAAGUGCGGAAAUACUGUCCUAGUGCUCCAAUUAUCUUGGUAGGAACGAAAAGUGAUCUAAGAUCGGAUGUACGUCUGAUGUUGCAAUUGGCGAGAUAUGGGCAGGCGCCGAUUACCACUAUCCAGGGUCAUCAGUUGGCGCGGAGACUGGGCGCCGUCAAUUACGUCGAGACAUCCGCGUUGACGCAACACGACCUCAAAGAGGCCUUCGAUCAGGCGAUAGUCAGUGCCCUCAAUACGCGACGUGGAGGCGCCAAUUUAUUAUACCGGCGUAGGAAGCCGCCCCCAUUGUGGCGUAGAUGGUUGUGCUGCUGGGAACGACCGUCUUCGAGCGAGACCUAAAAAAAAAUCCUAUUAUAAGUGACUCUAUACUUUUUUAGAAUCCCUCUGUGAUCAUAGACGGUCGCUCUUUCUUCUGUCAGAAUCAUCACUUCCUCCCUGUUAGCAUGAUAGCUAGAUUCGUUGAAGAAUUAUUUCGACAUACAAAGAGAGACAGCUACUUUGUUAUAGAUUUUAGACGAGAUGAGACUAUUAAUAGAUAAUACUUCCGUGCGCGAAAAUAAGCAUCGAGAGCAACCUUGUUACAUACGCGACGCUUUAACAUAAUUCGCUCGGAUUCGCACGAAUUGUCUAACUUAUCUUUUUUAUAUGCGGCAAAUACAUUUCACGACCUAGCAAACUGCCAGAAUGAUAUGCCAAGUAGGAUAUUAGAAAAAUCGUAUAGUGCUAGAAAUAAUUACGCCUAACUCAAUUCGUAUAGUAAUUUGCCUAAUAAUUUAUACGCAAGGAUUGCCCACGACAAUAUAUCGCGCAGAGAUAGAUUAUUGGGAGCAAAUUGUUAGUCAAAUUACAUUCUGACAGACGGAGCGAGUGAGUGCCGCCUUCAUAAAAUUCCUGAAACCGCGCAUAAGUGUGGUAUAAUUUAUUGUACAAUAUUAAUCAUAUUUUUUUGUUAUACUAGCAUAGUAAUUGGCUACUCGCUGGUUGUGAUUUUCGUACACGUAAUAUCUUUGUUUUAAUUGUUGCGGUAAGGAUCAGUUCUUUCCUCGCUCGUUUCUCCCUUUUUCUCUCUUUAUCGAGAAUAUUAGGUGACUCUUUUUGCCACGUGUGACAUAUAAUAAUUGUAUAUUUUUUACUUGUUC
Camponotus floridanus (Florida carpenter ant) is the source of this 2083-nucleotide messenger RNA. RefSeq names its product ras-related protein Rac1. Gene Ontology annotation, biological process: small GTPase-mediated signal transduction. The coding region runs from base 426 to 1283 and encodes 285 amino acids. Gene Ontology annotation, molecular function: GTPase activity; GTP binding. The transcript has 3 exons. Lineage: Eukaryota; Metazoa; Arthropoda; Insecta; Hymenoptera; Formicidae. The record is from RefSeq and is a predicted model, not a curated record.